Molecule: messenger RNA, 981 nt
Organism: Mangifera indica (mango)
Lineage: Eukaryota; Viridiplantae; Streptophyta; Magnoliopsida; Sapindales; Anacardiaceae
Product: pentatricopeptide repeat-containing protein At1g12620-like
Exons: 4
Coding region: 1-981 (326 amino acids)
Molecular function (GO): protein binding
Source: RefSeq, a predicted model, not a curated record
AUGGUAAAAGUAGGAGUUUUACUAAAUGUCGUUACUUUGAACUAUUUGUUGGAGGUUUUAUUUGAAAAUAGUAGGAUUGAGUCUGCUUUGGAUCAGUUUAGGAGAAUGAACAAGAAAGGGUUUAGUCCUAGUAGUAGGAAUUAUGAGAUAAUAAUAAAAGGCCUUAUUUUGAGCAAUCGACUGGAUGAUUCGGUUAUCAUUUUAGGCGAGAUGUUUAAUGCUGGAUUUGAGCCGGAAUUAAGUUUCUAUACCUGUAUAAUACCACUGUUUUGUAGGGGAAAUGAACUAGAGGAGGGAAUCCAACUGUUAAGGUUGAUGAGAGCUUCAAAUCUUUUACCAGAUGAGUUGAUUUACACGGAAUUGAUUAGAUGUAUGUGUAAGAACCAUAGAUUAGACGAUGCAAAUAAUCUUCUUGAAGAGAUGAUCGAAAACGGUAGAACACCUUUUGUUGAUGUGCUUGCUGAUCUAGUAGUAGACCUUUGUGCAAUAGGAAAAUUUGACGAAGCUAUGAAUUUCUUGGAAGACAAAUGUGGUUACAUAACUUCUCCAUACAACGCUAUGCUUGAAGGUUGUUGCAAUGCUGUGGAAGGUCUUUGCCAGGCGAGAAUGAUCAUGGAGGCUGCUGAAAUUUUUCAUUACGUGUCGAAGAACGGAUGCUCCCUCCAUCCUUCUUCUUACAAUAUGCUGAUAGGCAGCAUGUGUGUAAUGGGACAAGUGGAUAAAGCACUUAGGCUACGGGGUUUGGCUUACAGUUCUGAUACUUCUUAUACUACUUUAACUUACACUACAAUUAUGCAUGGAUUGUCAAAAUUAAAAAUGGCUAUAGGACAAAUGAUAUCAAGCAGUGCCCUAAUAAGUUUGAAUUGGCCACAGAUUGUUGACCAUUGUUUAGCAGCUGAAGUUCCAUUCUUUGACAGUAAGAUUGUUGUUGAACUCUAUCCAACCACAGUUGCCAGAAAAGCAGUGUUCAUCAAGUUCUAG